Puntigrus tetrazona (Sumatra barb) is the source of this 4177-nucleotide messenger RNA. RefSeq names its product polypeptide N-acetylgalactosaminyltransferase 17 (gene galnt17). The coding region runs from base 733 to 2580 and encodes 615 amino acids. The transcript is spliced from 12 exons. The record is from RefSeq and is a predicted model, not a curated record. Lineage: Eukaryota; Metazoa; Chordata; Actinopteri; Cypriniformes; Cyprinidae. Gene Ontology annotation, cellular component: Golgi apparatus.
UUCAUUCAGUGUAAAUAUAAUCCAUUGCUACAUACACUAAGGGAAAGUAACGGCGCACUUAGUGCAAGUAGAAAUUCGGUCUUCUUUCCGUGCAUGUGACGUUUUGGCGUCGUCCACGUAGGUGAAUAGAGUUAAGUGGCGCGCGCGUGAGCAGCUCUUUAAUCCCACACAUCUGCUCCACAUGCUGCAUCCACUCCGUGUUUUCCGUCAGCCUCAGCCGAGGCGCUAUCCAGCAUUAUGUGGACAAAACGGUUUAACGGGGCACAUUAACUGCAGAAAACAGCGUGGAUGGCGCGAGAUGCGGGAUGCCCGUGGAUCGGCGCGGAUCACCGACGAGCGUCACACAGCAGCGGGAUAUGAAACAGCGUUUCUAAUGAAGGCUGCGCUUGCUGUGGAUGAAUCCGGCUGGAGAUGAUGCUGCGUCCGCGGGGUCUCGUAGCUCAAGUGGAGGGAUCUCACAUACUUCUGCUCAUCCUGGGCAAACGCGCACGUUAAGUCUGACUCCUUCUGACAUUAUUUCUAGCAAAGAACAGCCGUGUUUGUCGGCGAAGACCUCGUAGAUUUGACUGACAGAUGUCUUGUGAUGAAUGACUGCAGUUUCGGACCCUUUGCUGUGACUCUUUGAAGUAUGUAAAUAAAUUCCCCAUGUGGAUUUUAUUUAUAAGAACAUGUGAAUACGGAUGAAAGCGCGCAGGAGGACUCUAUAUUCAAGAUGCAUUUUACCCAUUCAAAAUGAUGCGAUUCGCUGGAUUCCGAACACCAAAAUCAUUUAUGGCCUUUGUGAUGAGAAGAUGGAAAAUCUUACUGGUGCUGAAUGUGUUUACGAUGGCUGGCUUCAUCACUUUUUGGGGCAAGUGCAAUUUACGCACAACCAAAGCUGUUGGUCAACAGGCGGUGGCUGCUGAUGUGAGAGGACAGACGCAUCUGAAUGGAUCUGUUCAGGAGAUCAGCAUCACUCAUGAUGUGCUCUUAAAGAGACUGGGGUCACUGGAGGAUGUAGUGUACAGACAACUGAAUGGUUUGUCCAAGUCUCUUGGGCUCAUUGAAGGUUUUGGAGGCCGAGGUAGAGGAGGUCUACCAGCAACACUUACACCAGAGGAAGAAAAGGAGGCCAAAUACCUGAGGGAGAAAUAUGGCUACAAUGCAUUUCUGAGCGACAAAAUCUCUCUCGAUAGAUCUAUUCCAGAUUAUCGACCCAGCAAAUGCAAAAAGGCCUUAUAUCCCCGUGACCUGCCACAGAUCUCCAUCAUUUUCAUCUUCGUAAAUGAGGCGUUGUCUGUCAUACUGCGUUCAGUCCAUUCAGCUGUCAACCACACACCAGCUCAUCUCCUAAAGGAAAUCAUCUUAGUGGAUGACAACAGCGAUGACGUACAACUGAAAGGGCCACUGGAGGAGUAUGUCAACAAGCGCUACCCGGGUCUUAUCAAAAUAGUGCGCAAUCAGAAGAGAGAGGGUCUCAUCCGGGCUCGCAUCGAAGGCUGGAAAGUGGCCACUGGGGAGGUGACUGGCUUCUUUGAUGCCCAUGUUGAGUUCACGCCUGCAUGGGCUGAACCAGUUCUGUCUAGAAUCAAGGAGAACCACAAGAGGAUCAUACUGCCCUCCAUAGAUAACAUUAAAGACGAGACGUUUGAGCUGGAACGCUAUGAGAACUCAGGCCAUGGUUAUAACUGGGAGCUCUGGUGUAUGUAUAUCAGCCCACCGAAACAGUGGUGGGAUGAAGGAGACACUUCUGCACCUAUCAGGACGCCUGCAAUGAUAGGCUGCUCUUUUGUGGUAAACCGGGAAUACUUUGGGGAGUUGGGCCUACUGGACGCAGGGAUGGACGUGUAUGGAGGCGAAAAUAUAGAGCUGGGAAUCAGGGUUUGGCUGUGUGGGGGAAGCAUGGAAGUUCUGCCUUGUUCCAGAGUAGCUCAUAUUGCAAGAACAAAAAAGCCCUACCACAGUAACAUAGCCUUUCACACGAGGCGCAAUGCACUUCGAGUGGCAGAAGUCUGGAUGGACCAAUACAAAUCAAAUGUCUAUUUGGCAUGGAACCUUCCGAUGAAGAACCAUGGUAUUGACUAUGGAGACAUAUCCCAGAGAUUAGCACUCAGGAAAAGACUCCAGUGCAAAAACUUUGAGUGGUACCUCGACAAUAUUUAUCCAGAGAUGAGGAGAUACAACAACACUGUCUUUUAUGGAGAGAUACGCAAUACCAAUGUGACCCAUCUGUGUGUAGACCAGGGCAUAAAGGAAAACCACACAGCAACUCUGCACCCCUGCCAUGGUUGGGGCCCUCAGCUGGGUCGCUACACUAAGGAGGGUUAUCUUUUCCUGGGUCCUCUGGGAAGCACUGGCGAAGAUACGCGGUGUGUGGUGGACGAUAAAAUCAGCAGCUACCCACAGCUCCUGAAUUGUGAGAAAGUCUCCAGCGUACGCCAGAAAACAUGGCACUUUGCACAGAAUGAAGCAAUCAUCAACCGAGCUACAGGACGCUGUCUUGAGGUAGUGCCGGCUAAUGUCUACUUCGGCUACGCUCUGAUCCUGCGUUCCUGCACUGGCCAGAAGUGGAACAUCAAGAAUUUGAUGAAGCAGGACUGAGGGCAGUGAGUUAGCAAACUUAGAAAGUUGGGAAUCUCUAUGGCCUUCAUUGAACUUUAGAAAAUGGAGCCAGUUUUGUGGAAAUCAAGGGGUGCCGAUCAUGUUUGCGUGUUUUGGGUUUUUGGUCUUAUUACAUUCCACAGUACAAAAAAACUGACAUUGAAAGAACCACUGCAUACAGUAGCUUCCUCAGAUUUCCAUCUUCUGGAAAACCUCUAGACAUCCUUUCAAAAAUGACGGCUCUCUGAGGAACACUGGAUUUCGUAAGUUGCAAGAACUGUAAAGAACAUCGAUAGCUCCUCCAGUAACCUCGCUGUAAUUAAAUAUUCUGAAGCACAUAAACUAUGUUGAAGUUAGGUGUGCAACAUUUGAGUUUCAACCAUGACAGCAACCAAGUCUUGAGUGCUGAAAUCAAAAUGGCAGUUAAACGUUGUAGAUGAUCAACUGCUGUAUUGCAGAUACUCUGUAUAACAGUGUGUAAUUUAAAGUAUCAGUUCACAUUCAGAAUAAAAAUUUCAUAAUAAUUCACUCACUGUCAUAUGAUCCAAGAUGUGCAUGUCUUUUUAAGGAUUUUUCUCCAUAUAGGGGACUUCAGUGGUUGCCAAUGGGUUGAAUGUCCAAAUAGCAGUUUGAAUGCAGCUUUGCAGAAUUCUGCAUGAUCCCAGGCAAGGAAUAAGGGUCUUAUCUAGGGAAAUGAACUGUCAUAUCCUUAAAACAAUAUAUUAUCCGCACAUUAUGAUAAAACAAUGCACAAUGGCACACACAAAAACACACACAUGCUUCUAAACGAAUUUUUUUUUUUUUUUUGGAAAAUUACAAAUUAUUUCGUAAGAUAAUACCCUUAUUCCUUGGUGUAAUUUAACUGCAUUCAACUCACCUGUUGUGCACCAUCGAAGUCCACUACAUGGAGAAAAGUCUGGAAUGUUUUCUCCUAAAAACCUUAAUUUCUUUGCAACUGAAGACAGAAAUGCAUGAUAAUCUUGAAUUACUGGCGGGUGAGUAAAUUAUGAGAAAAAUGUUAUUCUAGAAGUGAACCUAUCCUGUAAGUCUAUUCUUAAAUUAUAUACGUGCAAAUUUACUUAACAUCCUGGAAAAACGAGUUCAUGACAGCUUUAUUUAGACAUAAUGUUUAGCAAUAUUGAGUUGUACUGUAUUUCUUCGUCCAUUCUCUUGUGUUAGGUUUUUUACUGUCAGCAGUUACGGAUCCCAGCGCGUCUUUUGUUUAAAUAAGAUGUCUGCUCUGGAAAUAUGUUAUUUAUUGCUUCUUUUUUUUUUCGACAGUAGCCCCUCACGAGAAUGACAUUAUGAUAUGUGCGCAGUUUAACAGUAACUAUGGUAACUGAGCUCUAUCUGCUGUUGAAUGGAUCCUGUAGUAGUCAUACUGUUACUUUGAACCACACUCUAAAGCAACAAGGCCAGUAUGUAGGCGAUGGGAAUAUGGGAAAAAAUAAUCGUCAGGGACUGUCGACCGAGUUACAUAAGGACGCGUUACGUGAGUCAUAAACUGUACAUUUAAAUACAGUUUCCUCAGAUGUUGUUGCACCCAUACCGUCUUCCAUUUUGACUAGGACUGAUUUGAAUAAAAUGGUGAACUGUU